Messenger RNA from Notechis scutatus (mainland tiger snake), 1271 nucleotides. The record is from RefSeq and is a predicted model, not a curated record. NCBI's taxonomy places the organism in Eukaryota, Metazoa, Chordata, Lepidosauria, Squamata, Elapidae.
CAUUUACACAAUGGCUGGCAAGUAGAUCAGGCCAUUCUUUCAGAAGAAGAUCGUGUGGUAGUUAAUCGGUUUGGACAUGAUUGGGAUCCAACAUGUAUGAAAAUGGAUGAAGUUUUAUAUAGCAUUGCUGAAAAGCAGAGGGAUGAAUAUUCUCUUGAGUGAGAAAGUUGGGGAAAGGGUCUAUGGUAUAAGAUUUGCCCUAUUACCUGGCUUCCUCAUGAAUCGAGUUCCAGAAACUUUCCUUGCUGUUUGGACUCACCUGACUGUUUGGAGGUUUAUCCUUCUAACAUUGUAAACCAAAGGAAAGUUGAAGUAAAAUUGUAAACACAGUCACGAAAUAGCAGCUUAGAGAGGGUGACCCUUCCUCAUGGUCUGGCUUAUGAGCCCUGUUUGGAUAUCGCUGCUGUACAAAGUGAAAAAUUUUGCUGUAAUUUACCUCGUAGAUAUCACAGAAGUACCAGACUUCAAUAAAAUGUACGAACUGUACGAUCCCUGUACAGUCAUGUUCUUCUUCAGAAACAAGCACAUAAUGAUUGAUUUAGGCACAGGUAACAACAACAAAAUUAACUGGGCAAUGGAAGACAAACAAGAGAUGAUUGACAUCAUAGAAACAGUUUAUCGAGGAGCUCGUAAAGGUAGAGGUCUCGUUGUGUCACCCAAAGACUACUCAACCAAAUACAGAUAUUGACUUUUUUGGCUAUUUAUUUCAAGUCACGUUUUUUGGAAACUUCUUAAACCCAGACUUAAUAUAGGACAAUUCUUCCAUGGUAACAUUUCAUGUGAAUAUAUUGAACUGAGUAAAUAUGUUACCAGAUUUUCAUUGGAAAAUGCCAUUGAUUUUGGAAAUAAAGUUAAAUUUGCUUUUGAAUAAAGAACUUAAAAAUGUCAAGUGCUUUCUAAAAACAAUUCUAUUUCUUCAAUAAUGUAUUGUCUCUUUUUAAAAAUGUAUUUAGGAAUGCACACAAACUUCUGGAAUAGGCCAGUCAUGUCUCAUGCCAGUGUUUAAAAGCUGCUGUAAAAGCCUAAUCAAAUGAGCCUAGUUUACCUUUGGCUUAGGUAGUCCUGAAAUAUUAAGUUAUCUGGCACUUCACAUUCUCUGCUAUUGUCAUAAAAGUCAGAGAAGAAGCCUUGCUGAUGAUACUAUGACCUAUAUCUGGUUUUUCUGCCUUGAUGUCCUCUUGUAUUUAGGAUCUGCUGAUUAAAAUGUUUUGGGUGCCUGUUGAAGCAGGUGUUGGAAGCUUUCAAUGUAGAAACCAGAGACAAGCCUUUUG